This is a messenger RNA of Sorghum bicolor (sorghum), 2107 nucleotides long. Its product is annotated as endoglucanase 3. Gene Ontology annotation, molecular function: hydrolase activity, hydrolyzing O-glycosyl compounds. The record is from RefSeq and is a predicted model, not a curated record. The transcript has 3 exons. NCBI's taxonomy places the organism in Eukaryota, Viridiplantae, Streptophyta, Magnoliopsida, Poales, Poaceae. Gene Ontology annotation, biological process: carbohydrate metabolic process. Bases 109 to 1614 code for a protein of 501 amino acids.
AGUAGCCGAGGCGCCAGUGGCCAGUGGCAGUGCGCGGCGGGCGACGUUCCAGUGUCCGUCCAGUAGGCGAGCGAGGAGGAGGAAGUCCAGUCCAGUGGCCGGCCACCCAUGGCUCGUCUCCGCUGCCUCUUGGUCGCCUUCGUCGUAUUCGCGGCCGCCCUCCGCCUGCCAGGCGACGCCAUUGCCUCCCGCGGGCACCACGGCCCCGCCGCGCACGACUACAGGGACGCGCUCGCCAAGUCCAUCCUCUUCUUCGAGGGCCAGCGGUCCGGCAAGCUGCCGCCGUCGCAGCGCGUGUCGUGGCGCAGGGACUCGGGCCUCUCCGACGGCUCCGCCGCCAAGGUGGACCUGGUGGGCGGGUACCACGACGCCGGCGACAACGUCAAGUUCGGGUUCCCGAUGGCGUUCAGCAUGACGAUGCUGGCGUGGAGCGUGGUGGAGUUCGGUGGCCUCAUGAAGUCGGAGCUGCCGCACGCCAGGGAUGCCGUCCGCUGGGGCGCCGACUACCUGCUCAAGGCCACGGCGCACCCGGACACCAUCUACGUCCAGGUUGGUGACGCGACCAAGGACCACGCGUGCUGGGAGCGUCCGGAGGACAUGGACACCCCGAGGACGGUGUACAAGGUGGACGCGCGCACCCCAGGCUCCGACGUCGCCGCCGAGACCGCCGCCGCGCUCGCCGCUGCCUCCCUCGUCUUCCGCAAGUCCGACCCAGCCUACGCCAGCCGCCUCGUCGCCAGAGCCAAGCGUGUGUUCGAGUUCGCCGACAAGCACCGGGGCGCCUACAGCACGGGCCUGGCCGCGGACGUGUGCCCGUACUACUGCUCCUACUCCGGGUACCAGGACGAGCUGCUGUGGGGCGCGGCGUGGCUGCACCGCGCCACCAGGAGCGCCACGUACCUGAGCUACAUCCAGAGCAACGGCGCCGUCCUGGGCGCCGACGAGUCGGACAACACGUUCGGGUGGGACAACAAGCACGCCGGCGCGCGCGUCCUCAUCGCCAAGUCGUUCCUGGUGCAGCGCCAGGGCGCGCUCCGCGAGUACAAGUCCCACGCCGACGGGUUCAUCUGCUCCAUGGUGCCCGGCACGGCCACGGACCAGACGCAGUACACCCGUGGCGGGCUGCUGUUCAGGCUCAGCGACAGCAACAUGCAGUACGUGACGUCCAGCGCUUUCCUGAUGCUCACCUACGCCAAGUACCUGGCGUUCGCCAAGACCACGGUGCGCUGCGGCGGCGUGGCCGUGACGCCGCACCGGCUGCGCGCCGUCGCGCGGAGGCAGGUGGACUACCUGCUGGGGAGCAACCCGAUGGGGAUGUCGUACAUGGUGGGCUACGGCGGAAGGUACCCGCGCCGGAUCCACCACCGCGCCUCGUCGCUGCCGUCCGUGGCGGCGCACCCGGGUAGGAUCGGGUGCUCGCAGGGGUUCACCGCGCUGUACGCGGGCGGGGCCAACCCGAACGUGCUCGUCGGCGCCGUCGUCGGCGGACCCGACAUGCAGGACAGGUUCCCCGACGAGCGGAACGACCACGAGCACUCGGAGCCGGCCACCUACAUCAACGCGCCGCUCGUCGGCGCGCUCGCCUACCUCGCGCAUUCGUACGGCCAGCUCUAGCUUUUUGGGUGGCGUAGCAUGCAUCCUCCAUGAGAGGUACUACUCGUAUUGCUGCCGUGUGGAUUGAUUGUUCGGUGAUUAGAGCAUCGCGAUUUGAUGACCCCAGUGCAAGUGCAAGCAAAACAAAGGGCGCUUCGCUUGUGGGUCAAUAUAUUGCCACUAGUAAUAGUAUUAGUAGGCGUGUUUUGUUUGUUACGUGCCGCCGCCGCUGGUGGCGCACGGAUGUAAGACUAUCUCCAACAAUCGUCACCUAAAAUAUAAGACCUAUUUGUCCUCUGGGUAGAAGACUCUGCAAAUAGGUCUCGAGGAGAGAGGAUAUCUAAAUUUGGGUUAUGCCUCUCCUAAUACCCAAAAUAAGUCUUGUUGGAGGGUCUUGUUGGAGGCUAUAGACAUUAUGUUGGAAACCUACUUUGUUUGUUACUUGGAGACGGCCUAAGCGGGGCGACAAACUGUGCUCCACCAAGUGUAUUGCUACUAUGGUUGCAGCUCGCAA